UUGAUGCGUUGUCUACGAGAAAUCAGGCGACGUUUUAUCUCGUAAAUAUGUGUUGCGUGCUUCUCGGUAUUAUUCGGCCAAGAUACAUGUUGUGCGCACGUAGAAUGAAGCUUCGAACUUGUACGAAUGAGGGAGCGCGAGAGGAAACGAAAGAAAGCAUAAGUGAGUGAGCGAGUGAGCUAAUAGAAAGAUAGAAAGAGAGAGUGAGAAAGGGAGGAAUGAUGUGCGUGCGUGCGUGCGUGCGUGCUUGUGUGUGCGUUCGCGAGCGUGCGUGAGUUAGAGCAGGAAUAUUAAAAGACGACGCUGGCUGUAGGUGAUUUCUCGAUCGAUGUGCGACGAUUCGUGUGAUUGGUGAACAGGAAUGAAAAAGAACGGUGCUGCUGCCGUUUAUAAUCUAUCGAAGGGACACGUAUUUUGAACGGCAUUCGUAAAAAAACACGUGCAUGUCCUACUCGUGGUUCGUCGUUUCGAUCGUCUAUCUAGUGUGUUAUUGAUAAAAAGGAACAACAAGGUGAUCGAAGAGUAUAUGUAUACGUACGGUGAUACGAAACGGAGAAACAGUGGAGUAAAUGAGCGAAAGCUCGUGGUGAAAACAAAUCGAAAAGACAGGAUACGAACACGACUAGCAAGAAGAACAAACACGGUAAAAACAGUGUCAAACGGUUCCCGCGACCAGAGUUCCUUCGCUUCGUCGUGUCGAUAUUAUCGGUGAUCGUGGAUGAACGUUCGUUUUUAGCGUCCCCGAGGUCGACGUAACGGCGACCGAUCGAAGAAAAAUUUGGAAUGUAACGCCGGCAAGACAGAACGGCAACGGUAGUGGCAGUAGUGGAUCCGCGGCUACGACAACGGCAACGACGGCGACAGGGCGACCGGACGGGUGGAGUGUGCAGCAAGAGGGAGAGAGCACGGAGGAUCACUCUCGCUUUCGUUCGGCUCUCCCUCUCUAUCCUUUCUUCUCUCCUCUGUCCCUCUCUCCCUCCCUCUCUUUCUGCUUCUCUCCUUUCUCCCUUGCUCGCGUGGCGGCUGCUGCUGCUACUCGUCGACUAGUAGGAGAACGGAGAGAGAGAGAGAAUACAAGAAAGAGAGCGAGAGAGCGCCGGAGGAAGAGAAGCGUCGCGCGGAAGACAGAGCUAGACGUGUGCUGGCCGAAAGACAAAGAGAGAAACAGCUCGUCCAACCGAAGAAACCGAAGAGAAGGAGAAGGAGAAGGAUCGUACAAAUCAACCGCCUUCUAACAAGCCACAUUAACCUCAAGUGAUUUCUAUUUUCUUACGAAGCGCGAAAGAAGUAAUUAGUGUGUUUAUAUCGAUGUAAAACAAAGAGAGAGAGAGAGAGAGAGAGCGAGAAAGCGAGCGAAAGAGAGAGAAAGAAAGAAAGAAAGAAAGAAAGAGAGAAAGAGAGAGAGAGAGAGAAAAGAGAGAAAAAAAAAGAAGAAGAAAAAUUAUUUCAAGAGCUUAAGUUCAGAGGAAAACAAAACAUUAAGAGCUAUAGUAUCUAAUUAGUGUACAAAGUAUAUCUGAAACAAAAUAAAGAAAGAAAAAAAAAAAAAUUAAAAAAGUCCGCCAGUGCCAAAUCGAAAGACAUAAGGGAAGAGUAAACGAGGAGAGAGGAAAAUUUAAAACACGAUUGUUGUACAUUUAAGGGCAGGUAAAAGAAAAAAGAAGAAAAAGAAGAAAAAAAAAGGGGGCGAGGAAAAAAGAAGAGAGAAGAAGCGUUAAAAACCGUAAACCAAAGAAUCUACCAUUUUUUUUUUUUUUCUACUAAUCACUCAGCUAACGAUAUUACUCACUAACCGAGCUGUUAAACCGAGCGGCGAUCUCUUCGCGAGCAGAUUUUAAUUAGGAAGGAAAAGAAAAACACGGAACGCGAGAGCAUAAAAAUCAUAAAAAAAAAAAAAAAUAAAAAAUAAAAAAAAAAUAAAUAAGUGAUAAAAACACGAAAAAAAAGAAAAAACAAACCGACCGAAAUUUUCUAAGCUUACGAUAAGAACAUUUAUUAUACGUGGAACAUAAACAAGCUGAAACUUGGGGAAAAAGGGUUUGACGUUCUUUUUUUGAUUUUAAACGAGGAGAGAUUAAAAAAGAGAUAGAAGAAUAGAAAAAGAGGAAAAAUAGAAGAAGAAGAAGAAGAGGAGCAAGAAGAAGAAGAAGAAGAAAAAAAAGCGCACUUGCGAGAGAGAGCGCGUAUGAGUAUCUAAUUAAGGAGAGAAGAGUCCCAUCCAAAGCCGAGAGACAGACGGAGAGAACCGCAGGCCGCCCUAUAUAUCCGGAAAAGGGGACUCGCAUAUAAUUACUCCCAGAGAAACCGAUCUACUUCAGUUCGUAGCCUAAACCUGUUGAGUACAAACGACAGAAAUAGAGUUAUAGAGAGAGGUAGAGAGAGAGAGCGAGAGAGAGCGAGAGAGCGAGAGCGAGAGAGAGAGAGAGAAAGGAAGAGCGAGCGCAAGAGAGCGAGAGAGAGCGAGCGAGCAAAAUAAAGAGAAGAGCUCUAAGAACAAGAGGCGAGAAGAAGAAGAAAAAAAGAAGAAAGAAGAAGAAGAAAGAAAUUCAAAAGUAAAAAAGCGAGUACACACAUUGAUAUACACACAGACACGCAAAACAGCACACGAACAUACACUGAAAGAUACUAGGAAAUAUCAGCGAGGAAACAAGGAACCUAGGAAAGGAAGAUCACGGAGGAGGCGGAGGGUGAGAGAGUUCGGCCCCCUCAGAUGUCACGCGCGAGGAUAAUAAUAAUCGGUCGCCGAUUGUAAUCCCGUUAAUCGGGUCACGAUCCGUGAAAAUACGAAGAUCGGCCAAGGAUCGGAAGAGAGGAAGGAGAAAGAAGAGAAAACGAGAUCUCGUGACGGAAGAUCCCUCGUCUUCGUUCGCAACGUUCCUCCUCGUCCUCCCUCCCUCCCUCCCCCCUCUUCCCGACAACGCACAGCCGAUAGAGGCGGAAUAAGAACGCGGCCUCCUGCCCGCCAGGGGGUUCACGUGGUCGGGACGAUGACGUGGCGGGGAAGAUGAGCGCCGAGGUAACGAAGGAGGUGGUCGCCACCGAGAGGGUGACGGGAAGCCCUCCGGCGGCGGUCGCGACCUCGCCGAGCGCGGUCGGCCCAGGUGAUCCGGCGGCGCGUCACCUGCCGCCGUUCAGCAGCUUCGCCGGGGACAACGCGAUGGACAGCUCGACGACAUUGACUACCCUUCACCCGCAGGACGUCGGGCUCGGGCUCACGUCCUCGUGGGACUACUACGAGGGGCUGACGGGCCGGUUGAUCGACUCGCGGGGCGAGGUGGUGCUCGCGAGCCAGUACAGGCCGUGGGAGUCGAAGAACGCGGUCGGGGGCGGGGGCGGCCCGGCGGCGGCGCCCGCCGAGGGCCUGCCGAGCUUCGCGAGCCAGUUCACGGCGCCCAGCGAGGCAGAGCCCCAAUUGACGGCGCUCACGCCGUUGUCGCCCGCCUCGAUAUCUCACUCGCCGCCCGUCACGUCGGCGGUCGGGUUGCCGAGCUUCCACACGCUCGGCACGCCGCUGCCCGCCCCCCAUCCUCACAGGGGGAGCGUCGGUUACCCGCUGGUCCCUGCCCCCGUCCAGGCCAGGGAGGUGCCCGCCCUUCAGCAGCAACUGCUCGACGAGAGGCACAUCCAGUUGCUCGGCUCGAGCCCGGUCCAGGCUUUCCCGCCCCCGCCCCCCGGCCAUCCCCAUCACACCGUGUUGACCGUGGUGAAGCCCGAUUACCCCCAGCUGCACCACGCCAACUUCCAGAACCCGAUGUCCACGGUGCUCGACUCGUCGCCCACGUCCAGGCCGGUCGGGAUCGACGGGAGGAAGAAGGAGCGGAGAAAAAUAAGGGCGGGCUCGAUGGAGUCCGAGGACAGCGCGGGGGCGGGCAACGUGGAGAGUUCCGGCCAGGUAGCCGCGGUCUCGUCGACCGCGAACAGGGGGCCCCAUCACCUGGGCGGUGGGAUGGCCGACGCCGAUGGGGACGGCGGGCUCAGCGACAAGCCGGCCAAGAAGAAGCGCAAGAGGUGCGGCGAGUGCAUCGGGUGCCAGAGGAAGGACAACUGCGGGGACUGCGCCCCGUGCCGGAACGACAAGAGCCAUCAGAUCUGCAAGAUGAGGCGGUGCGAGAAGCUCACCGAGAAGAAGCAUCUGUACCAUCUGCAAACGGGCGAGGGCGCGUUCAGAGAAAGGGGGAGAGGUCGAGGCAAAGGUGCAACCAGGAGUUAUCGAAAGAUCGCCCGACAAGUAAGUACGCCGGAUAGCGCGCCGGCAGGCUUAGGCAGCCCACAGACUGGAAUAGGAGGGCUGCAACAGCAUCAGCAACAAGCGCAACAGCAAUCGCAACAAACGCUUCAUCAGCCGGAUCCCAUGCAGCAAUCCAAGGACAAUCUGAAUCCGGCGGCGAACCAGCAAACCGGGGCACUUAGGAACGGAAAUCCUCCGCCUCCCGUCGUUUCUAUAUCACCCGGAGUGAUGCCAUUCUACGGUGAUUCUGGCGCCGGCUUCCGACCGGCAGCUGGCUUUGGGAAUACUGUUUGGCACCAGGGAGUUGCCCCCGUGGGGGCAGUUGCGGUUGAAACGUCAGCAGCUCCAUGGCCACCUCAGCAGUUCAUUCAACAAAUUCCGGCUCCGAAUCAGCUCGAAGAGCUGAGGUAUCAUACCCAAUAUUCCGCCGCCGCGCCAUACCAUCCGCAACCAGUCGCAUAUCAACAACAGACUUUCAUUACCACGGAUCAGUCGGCAUUUCAACGUGCCGGGGCGACGGGACAAUACACAAUCACGGGGCAACCCUCGCCCUUACCACCGGUCGCCCCGCAAACCGUACCAUCGACAACUCAGAGGCCACUAAACGGUCAAUUCAUGGAUCCUGCUGCUACUGCAACCCAAUCAGUUGGUUAUGAAAGGCAGGAUUACGUCAAUGGUUACCAACAACAGGACGUGACGAUGGCACCGCCGCCUUCAACCACUCCCACGAGUCGUAGCAGUUCCGUGCACAUGGACAACCAGCAGCAACAGCAGGCCUCCCAGCAACCGCAGUCGCAACCGCAACAACCGCCGACAGACACGCAGGUGAAGGGAUUCGCGACGAUCACGGCCAGCAACGUGUCGGGAAACGAGAUGCCUGGGUAUCCACUUCAACCGGGCCCACAGAGUUUACACAACUCUAACGGAUAUCCAGGCUACGUGGAAAUGGGUCAGCAACAAGUACAGAGCCAGUGGCAGCCGCAACAAGUGGCCCAGCAACAACACCAGCAACAACACUUGCAACGGCAGCAUUCGGUGCCUGACGGUGGCCAACGCCACUUGUGGUCCGACACCAGUACGAAGAUGAACAACAGCAUGAACUGGUCGGAUGGAACGUUGCAACAGCAGCAGCAACAGCAUCAGCAACAACAGAAACCCCCUUCGCAGCAGCAGCAACAGCAGCAGCAACAACAACAGAGUAUGCAGGCUAACAGCAUGAAGGGGCAAGAGUCGCAGCAAAGUAUGCAGAUGCAGGGACAGCAGGAGCUACCUCGGCCAGCCAGUCACAUGAGCUGGGAAAAUGGUAGCGUGAAAGAAACCCCGCAUACCCCGCAAUCGUGGACAGACAAUACGGACAAUAGUCAGCAGCAACAAACUCAGGGAAAUUGGUCGCGGCAGAGUCCAAAGCUGAGGGACGCGCAGAAUCCAAGAUUGACACCGUCUAGUCAACAACAACAGCACCAGCACCAAGGCUGGCUACAGCAUUCGCCCAAGUUGUCGGACCAUCAGCAGAAUCCGUCUCACCAGAACGCCCGGAUGACGCCCUCAGGCCAACACAAUUGGCAGCAAAGCAGCCCAGAGAUGCAGCAAAACUCGAGCCAACAGAAUCCAAGGCUGACACCGUCCGGCCAGCAAAUGUCGCAGCCCGGAGCGCAGUCCCAACAGCAGCAGCAGCAACAACAGCAGCAGCAACAACAACAGCAACAACAGCAACAGUGGUCGCAACAGACGAAGCUCGAGAAGAAUCCCAGACUUACCCCGUCUAAUCAGAUGUCCUGGCCUGAUACGCCAACUAGUCAACCGAAUUGGUCCCCGAAUAGUAUAAAGAGCGAUAGUAGUCAGCAACCCCAACAACAAUGGCCAGAUUCACAGCCUAGUCCGAGGAGAACGCCUGGCCAUCAACCGGGCUCGUGGCAACCUCAACCUCAACCGGCGCAAGAGAGCAAAAUGGAAAAUCAGAUAUCCUGGUCGCCGAACUCGGUGAUCGAGAAUCAACCUACCUGGGGCCAACAGACCACGAAACAGGAUAUGCAGAACUCCGGAGAAAGAGUGCUUUGGCAGCAACAGGCAGCGACGGACACCGGGAAACCGAACGGGUUCCCGGAUAAUCAAGAUGCUCAGGAGAGUAACGUAUUUGCUCAAUCGAAUCGCGUGAAUUUGAAUAGCCGACUGAAAUCCAUGAUCCUGAACAAGCAGCAGCAGCAACAACAGCAGCAGCAACAGCAGCAACAGUUGCAGCAUCAGCAUCAACAGCUUCAACAACAGCAGCAAUCGCAACAACAGCAGUCUCAACAUCAAAUAGGCCAUCAAGAACAACAACAGCAACACCACACCAUGCAUCAUCAAAUGCAGUCCCAGCACGUGAACAGCAAUAACGGGUCUAACGGCGAGUAUCACACGGAGGAACGGAUACGAGACACGCACGAUAACGCAGACAAAUUGCAAGAGAAACAAACGGAUCAGUAUUUGAGUCAGUCGAACAUGAUCUCAAUGGCCCAAUCCAACGAAUCUCUGACCGGUAAUUUUUUAUUGCAUAGCCACCACCCUCGGGUCGAUAGUUUGCCCGACGGUGGUGGCUUAUGGGAAUGGUCAGGGGGUGGUAACAACGCGUUGAGCAACGGUACCGUGUUACCGGACAACGGGAUGACGGUUAUAGAGAGUUUUAUGAAAUUUGGUUCAGAGGACAAAACUGUGCUGGAGAAACAUCAGCAACACGAGCAGCAGCAGCAGCAGCAACAACAACAAUCAUCACUCUAUCAUCAACAAUCGGAACACGAGCAUCGACAAUUAUGGAAGGAAGAAAAUAAGAGCCACGACAAUCAGUGCACCGAUGAUAAAUCAUUUCAGAGAAGAUUGUGCAUAGAUCAACAGAUUCACGAAAGAACGUUCGAACCGUGUAGUAACAGUGAGAAGAACGAGACGAAGAACGAUGUUACUUUUCCAGAAACGCCUCGAGUCGCAUUGAUGAACGAGAACGAUACCGUUAAUUAUCCAGAAAGUAGCGAAAAAGUGGCGUCUACCGAGUUGGAGAACAAUACGAAUUGCGACUCCUCUCAGAGUAUCAAGCAAGAGAACGUCGGGGAGUACGGGUGUUCCAGUUCUGACUGCGUCCCAUCCUCGACAGCUACGUCGAGGAGCGACGAUUGCGCUUCGAAGGCGAUCAAGAGCGAGCCGGAUCAAAAAUCGCAGGAAGGCAAUAAUUACAAGUUUCGAGGGGACGGAGGGCCGGCCAAAGUGUCGCCGGGUGUUGGUUCGUGGUGUUGUCGAAGAGGCGGUACCGAGCAACCGACCCCCGAACACUUGAGGGAGGGUUGUUGCCAAGGCUUGCAAACGAGGGACGAGAUAUUGGCCGACGGGACAGACAAGUCGGACGUAAAGAACGAAGGUCCACAGAGCCCGCGUAACGGUGGUGCUCCAUCGACGACAAAAUUGCAAGAUCAUUUGGAGAAACUGAAGAACAAUGUGAGGAGCGAAGUGCCGGACUGCAACUGCUUCCCAGCCGACAAAUGUCCGCCAGAGCCCGGUUCGUACUACACUCAUCUCGGGGCGGCUGCAAGCCUGCCUGAUCUACGGAACGAUCUUGAAAGAAGAACCGGCCUUAAGGGAAACGCCAUUAGAUUCGAAAAGGUCAUCUACACCGGAAAGGAGGGCAAAACUACCCAGGGAUGUCCGAUGGCUAAGUGGAUACUUCGACGAUCUGGUCUGGAAGAGAAGAUCCUGACCAUAGUGAAACACCGGCAAGGGCACAAGUGUCCAACAGCCUGGAUCGUCGUGGCCAUGGUCGCCUGGGAAGGUGUGCCCACGCACGAGGCCGAUCGGAUAUAUUCCUUAUUGAGUCACAAGCUGAAUCGAUUCGGUCUUCCCACGACCAGACGAUGUGGAACGAACGAGCCGAGAACCUGCGCUUGCCAGGGUCUCGAUCCCGAAACUUGCGGUGCAAGCUUUUCCUUUGGAUGUUCCUGGUCUAUGUAUUAUAAUGGUUGCAAAUACGCCAGAAGCAAAACCGUCCGAAAAUUUCGAUUGUCAGUGAGAUCAGAGGAGCAAGAAGUAGAAGAAAGAAUGCACGUCCUAGCAACACUUUUAUCACCCUUGUACCUCAGCCUUGCACCAGAAGCGUUCAACAAUCAAACACAAUUCGAGCGGGAAGCGAGCGAAUGUCGUUUAGGAUUUAAGCCCGGCCGGCCAUUUUCCGGUGUUACAGCGUGUAUAGAUUUUUGUGCGCAUUCUCAUCGCGAUCUUCACAACAUGAAUAACGGAUGCACCGUGGUAGUCACCAUGACAAAACAUCGAACCUUGUCGAAGCCUGAAGACGAACAAUUACACGUACUUCCUCUUUAUAUCAUGGAUACUACGGAUGAGUAUGGGUCAAAGGAGGGACAGGAUGAGAAGGUUCGCGCCGGAGCUGUAGAAGUUUUGACAAAAUAUCCCUGCGAAGUGAGAGUUCGAUCGGUUCCACUGCAACCCUGUCGAAGGCACGGUAAGAAGAGGAAGGAAGACGAACCGGACACUAUUAGCAGCAAGAAGGACAGUUCGAAGAAUGUUAAUGAAAAGAUAACAGAGUCAGGACGCCAAAUACCAGGACAUCAAGAGUUAAUCAGACCGCAAAUGAGGGACACCCAACUAUCCUUGGAGAUGGCGUCCAUGUUUGAAGGAAUGGACGCUCAGUUACAAAGCUCCCAAGUGUCCUCCACCGUUUUGGAUAGCCCGGUGUCCAUGUAUCCUCAAGGAUGGGGUUACCAAAACGAACAGCAAUGGAGUAGAAACGGUUGGCUCGAUCAGCGAAAGAAUAAUUGGUUGAAUCCGUGGAGAGAGUAUUCGUUUGGUGGUCUCGACAGGGAUGCGAAAGUUGAUCCGGACAGCACGAGCUUGGACGACAUCAGACCUAGAAGUACCGUUUCUCAAGACGAGCAUCGACCAGGAUCCCGAAAUUUACCCAAUUCCACGAUGGACUCGCCAAGAAAUUAUUAUUCGCACUCGCCAAGAGCUCAUCCAAUUUCACCAAGGAGCACUCAUACGGGAACACCAGGGGAUAUCGGUUACUCGAUGUCUCCUAGAGGAUGUCCACCUACGCUUCAGGAUCAGAAAAACGCCUCGCCAAGAAGUUCUGGGUAUCCAGACACGGGUUACAGUCAUCCACUUCCCACUUCCAGAAGUUAUCCGAACAUGUACAUGGACACCAGACAGAGUAGCGCAUCUCCAAAAACAAACUGUAUAAACUUUCCAGCUCAUUUAGAUCAAAGGAGCGCACUCAAUCGGACGAAUCAUCAUCAAUUGCACAAUAUAAAUAACGCACGAAACGUUGGAGGGAACUGCGAUCAAUCGAAAUUACCAUAUCCCAAACCUGGACAGAAUUCUAGUCAACAAAAGUACCCCACUACGCAGAACUACUUAGAGGUUCAGAAAUCACAAAUCGAGCAACCGUUCGUGAACAGAAUACAAGGCCACUAUCAUCCCCCUCACCACGUACAAUCGAGCAGAAAUCUUCCGUAUCAAGGGCCUCACGAGACAAAUAUGGACAUGUUUUCCGGCUUAUCGGUAUCCUCUUGUAUGAGCAAUACUAGUCAUAAGGAAUUCGGCACGACGAAUUCGGACUUGUUACUACACACCUCGUCGCAUCUUCCUUCAAGCAAUCCGCCAAACGGUACUCAAAAUUUAGGCUCGAUAGAUCAAAGAAAAUAUCGUAUGUAUAAGAGUCACGAGCAAAAGACACCUGGGAUAAAUCAGAUGUCACCAGCGCCUUCCGAUCAAGUUGGCGGUUGGAACAUGCUUGGUUCCUGGUAUCCCGAUCAGAACAAACCUUACGAUCAGCAACAAGUCUACAACGAUCAAGUCAAUUCCGAAAGGAAUCACCAACAAUCCAUAGAUCAUCAAAAAACGUUCAAUUGGAACGACAGAGUACCGCAUCCGGACCAAUCGAAACCACCUUGUUGGGAAACACCCUCUGAUCCCUCUCCGUUCAGAGUGCCAAAGGGUAGGCCACCAUCAAGGACAGCCGCAGGCCAGAAUCCAAACGCGGACAGUGCAUAUCAAAAUUCUUCCAAUAGAACGUUUCUCAAGCCCCAGGAGCCGAUACGAAACGGCAUCUACGCGGACAGUCCGAGCAACAAUGCAAUACAAAAUAACGGGACGAUGCAUCAGAAUAACCAGAUACGAAGAUCAGAGUGGACGGAGGACAAGACAAGAGAGAAUUUCCACGACCCUAGGCAGAACAUGGCGAAUCCAAACUCGAAUUGCUUCCCAUGGGCCGAGGAGAUGAAGCAGGUUCAAGACUUCCACGGAAUGCCAGGCUUGGGACAUCCUCACGCUUCCUUUCCCCAAUACGGACUGUAUCCAACGUAUCCUGUCUUCGACAAACCUUAUUCCAAUUCUUGGGACGGGUACAAUUACCACCAACCUUAUCCCCAUCCCCAAACAUCAGAAUAUCCACCUCAAUUGUAUCAACAGCCAAAGAGAGAAACCUGCUUCCCUUCGCCCCAAUAUCCCUAUCAAGGGGUGCCUCCGUAUCAAAGUCUGAAUCCUGGCUGGGCAAGGUGGGACACUCCUCGAUGGGAUAUUUACGGACCGCCAUCUUAUUUCCCGGUGUUACCAGAACCCCCGCCUAAGGCGGAACCACUCGGAGAGGUGGCCGAUUAUUCCGACAACGAAGAGUGCUUCAAGGAUUCGCAGAUGGGUGGAGUUGCCAUCGCGUUGAGCCAUGGUAGCGUGUUGUUCGAGUGCGCGAAACACGAAAUGCACGCCACCACAGCUCUCAAAAAGCCUAAUCGUCUCAAUCCAACCAGGAUCAGUCUGGUCUUCUAUCAACAUCGUAAUCUGAACCGGGCGAGACACGGUUGGGACGAAUGGGAAGAGAAAAUGCGACUCCGCAAGUUGGGCGUCACGACCACCAACACAACAACCACCACGAAUUCGUCGACUAACUCGCAACCACUGUCCACCCCAUCGACUCCAACGAGUCCAGCGAGCGCGACGAUCAGCGAGAAAUCCACUCCGCUCCCGUACAUACCUAGCGUUCCUAGCUCUCAGUUCAUGAUGAGAUCGCCCACUUACACUACGAUGACCUGGACCACUCUCUUCCCCAUGCAUCCGUGCAUGAUCACUGGCCCAUAUCAGGAGGGAGGUGCCAUUGGAUGAGUGAUCGUCAACAGGUGCGGUUCCAGCCAUCGAUGACCAAGAACCGUGCCGAGAAUCGAUCGAGCAAUCUCGUCGGGCUGAUCGAGUGAAACAAUGGAUUCAGAGAUGGCGCGCGCAUCGCUUAGCCCAGCGGCAGCCGUUUGGCGUUACGUGUCGUGCAACGUCAACGUGAUGAAGCUGAAUCGAAUCACGGGAACAAGGGAAAAAAAACAUACGAGCAACAGGUAGUUAACAUUUCAUAAAGGGAUCAAAUAAUAAAGGAAAAUGACAAAUCCGUUAUUAUUACGAGGAAAUUUCUAUCGUAAUUAUUAUAUCGUCAUUGUCCUAAAUGUGUUAUACUUGUUACUGAAAAGGAAAAAAAAAGAAAAAAAACACGAAGAAAAAGAAUAAGAAGAAAACAACACGUUUGCACUGCCAUUUUUCUAUUUCACGUUUUUUCGGAGAAUAUAAUAAACGUAAUAGACGGGAGGGAAGGGGGCAAGGAGGAGCAAGGGAAAGGAUAACAUGAUAAACAUAAUGAAAAGUUCGCAACGCAGACGUUUCGUCACAGGAUUCAAUUCUAAUCGGGGCUUCCCUUUUUAUAUCGAUCUUUUACGCGAAUCAUGAUAGAACGUUGUGAGCGAACAAUGAGAAAAAGAGAGCGUAAGAUCGGCAGAUAUAUAUGGCGCUGUAUUAGUAUCCGACACGCUGUUCAAGGUUAAAGAUGAAAAAUGAAUUACGAGAGGCGACCGAAAGAGACGUGUCAUGCGCUUAGAGAAACACUGAUCGCAAUCGAGGCUGAUUUUCAUGAUAAUUGGAUUAAGGAUACAGCACACGUAAAACCGAUAGAUCGAUCGUAUUCGUUUGAUAGCCGAGAAACAAAACAAACUUUGAUAUACGUUAUACGAUUUAGGAUGGAAUGAAUGGAGAGUAAAAGUAUGAAAAAGAAAAAAAAGACAAAAGGAGAAAAAAACGAUAUAACGAAAGAUUAAGAAAGAAUGAAAUGAAACGUAUCCAAUUGUACACUUUUUUUUUCUUUUUUUUUUUUUUAAUUAUCUCGUAUUUUAGUAGACAAUUGUAAUCAUAUUUAACUAGUCCAUACCUAGGCAUGAUAAAUGAUUUUUUUUAACACAUGGCAUACGCGAAAUGGCAAACAUGUAUGGUAACAAUACAUGUGCGUGCCUAUUACGAUCCUUUUCUUUUUUUUUUUAUACAAAACUAGAUCACUUUCGCAUCGAAGAAUCGAUCUGUCGUUUAUUUUUCUGCACGUUCUCCUUUUGUACCACACGUCGUAUUCCGUUGUUGUUGUUGUUGUUGUUGUAUCAUCAUCGUCAUAUAUAUAUAUAUGUAUAUGUAUAUGUAUAUAUAUAUAUAUAUAUAUAUAUAUAUAUAUAUAUAUAUAUAUAUAUAUACACACACAUGCUCAUACUGGACACAUACACCACGCUGGAACAAAAAUCGAUUAAUCGGCGCCAUCGUAGGAUUUUAUUCUAAUCAUCCAACCUAUCCAAAACAUCGAACGAUGAUAUAGAUAUACAUAUAGUUUCAAAUCGAUCCUUUGUAAAAUCAUCUGCACAAUAUCAUGCUCCAAAUAGGAAGGAUGGAGCUCGCACUUAGACACAUUACACAUAUACACCAGUAUAAUAACAUAUACAGACAUGAAAAAUGAUCUCAAGUUUUUAAGCUAAUUAAUUAAACGAUAAAUAUCAAUGUUUAAAAUCCUUUUCUUUUAUCUUCUCUCUCUCUCUCUCUCUCUCUCUCUCUCUCUCUCUCUCUCUCUCUCUCUCUCUCUCUCUCUCUCUUGCACUUAUUUUUUCCCUGUUUCUCUCAUAAUAGAUACACUAUUAUCUAUAGUUUUUUUUUUUUUUCGUUCUCUUCGCCUAUCUGUACAUUGUGCUUGUUAAUCAUCGUAUUUAUUUCGUAAUUCACUUGCACGUGCUUGCAUCCAUAGCUUUAUCCUUUUAAUCGUAUCAUCACGUUAAAAAGAUUCGAGUAAACAACGAUCCAACGGAGAGGCAUAUACACAGACACACAUACACACAUAUACACAUACACACACAUAUAUAUGGAUAUGGAUUGCUAUAUAAUAUUAUUUAAUAUCAAUUCUCGGAUCGGAUAUCAGUACAAACAUACACAAAUAUAUACAUCAUAUACAUGAGAGCUCGUGAAAUAAUUUUUUUUAAUUAGAAUAUCGAACUGUCAACGGGAAGGAAACGCGUCAAUCGUCGUGGUGCCGUCUUCUUCGGUUAGCUACGUUCUUCCAACUGUUUCUCUUUUUUUUAUUAUUAUUAUUAUUAUUAUUAUUAUUAUUAUUAUUAAUAUUCAUUUUUCUAAGGCCUUUAGAGUCUAUGAUCGCGAUUUUCAAUCCAUCAUCAUCAAAUAUCAUCUUGGAUCCCAAUAUAUAGGAUCUUAAUAUACGAGCCUCUCGAGGGAUGAUCUUCUCGGGCGAGAAAAAGACACGCUCAAAGUGAUUCGAGAAAAAGUUUCGCGGUAGUUCGCAAUAGCCGAUAAGGUUCGAUAUAUUUGUAAUAAGUGCCAGUGUUCGAGGGCGAGUCAGAGAGCCAAAAAAAAAAAAAAAAAAAAAAAAAA
This is a messenger RNA of Apis mellifera (honey bee), 13927 nucleotides long. It is a transcript of the gene Tet, whose product is annotated as DNA N6-methyl adenine demethylase. Gene Ontology annotation, biological process: positive regulation of transcription by RNA polymerase II; oxidative demethylation. The record is from RefSeq and is a predicted model, not a curated record. Bases 3005 to 11359 code for a protein of 2784 amino acids. Lineage: Eukaryota; Metazoa; Arthropoda; Insecta; Hymenoptera; Apidae. The transcript has 12 exons. Gene Ontology annotation, molecular function: DNA 5-methylcytosine dioxygenase activity; zinc ion binding; DNA binding. Gene Ontology annotation, cellular component: nucleus.